This is a messenger RNA of Alosa sapidissima (American shad), 2290 nucleotides long. Its product is annotated as tyrosine-protein kinase ABL1. NCBI's taxonomy places the organism in Eukaryota, Metazoa, Chordata, Actinopteri, Clupeiformes, Clupeidae. Bases 99 to 1985 code for a protein of 628 amino acids. The transcript has 12 exons. The record is from RefSeq and is a predicted model, not a curated record. Gene Ontology annotation, molecular function: protein binding; guanyl-nucleotide exchange factor activity.
GUCCAGUUUUCCCAGUCCAGCUUUUGUGGAUAUUGAUAUCCAUCAUAACGUUUUCUGAGGAGUGACAGCCUGCCAUAAGAGAGCAUAACAGCAGAUACAUGCUUAUCAACAUGAGAGCUGUUGAUUCCGAGACAGACACAGGAAACAGGAGUGAUGCUCAGCAGGACACUGCUCUGGCCAAUGAGACGCAGCUCUUCUCCAUUAUGACGCACUCGCAGCAAGGGCGAAUGGAGGAGCAGCGCUGUGCACUGGAACACAAGAGGACGUCACCAAGUCUCAGCUGCUCAGACGGAACAGCAGACCAAAGACCUCCGGACCAGCAAGCAUCACUUACCUUGUUUGCAGGUUCACAGGGCAUCAGAAUGGAUAAAAAGAGAUACCCUAUACCUCAGAUUGUUCUGACUCCAGGGUCUCCCGCUCCUGGCAGAAGGGCUUGCUCCAGGCCGGCCUCUCCCACCCAGGAGGAUGAAGAGGACCUGGCCAGUGCCACUCUUCCUCGUUCUGCCACCUGUCCUGGAUCAGACACAGUGAGAGAGGGGCUUCAACAGAGCAAUCAGGAGUCCUCUUCAGGGGGAAAAGAGCAGCUCUUCUCUAUGGUCAGUCACUCACAGCGUGGUAGGAUGGAAGAACAGCGAUGUGACCUACAGCGCACCAACAGGACACCACCCGCUUCCAACAACUCAAACACAAACCAUUUAGCUCAGAAUCCUGACGAUUUCUUCAAAAUGGUGGCCAGCUCCCAGAGUCGUCGGCUUGAUGACCAGCGUGUUUGCAUGCGGUCUCUGCCAGGGAUUCAGCCACCCUCCGGUUGCAGCCAACCGAAUAAGAAGGUUGUGACACCAACGGAACCACAUCAUUCAGACAACCUCUGCAAAGCUGUGUCCAGGGCACAGCGUUUCAGGAUGGAUGAGCAGCGUUGCUCUGCUCCUGCCGUGGUGAUGAUGCUGGGCUCUGACAGGCUAGCCAGGAAGACUUACUCCAGACCUGCCUCUCCCACACUAGGCCUCCCAGAGGACUGCAAGCCUCCCAAGAGGUCGUCAUCGUUCAAUGUCUCCUCCGAGCUAGAGAGCGCCAAGUCUUCAACCCAGGGUGCAGAACAAGCGGCUGUGGAUCAGGAGAAGUUCCUCACCAUCAUGAAGCACUCCCAGCGUGGCCGAAUGGACGAACAGCGAUGCUCCCUCAAUCCCAGAGAGAGGAGCUCUCCAGUUCAUACCUCCUCAAGUACAAACAAAGGACAAGAUCCGGACAGCUUAUUUAAACUCUUGGCCAACAGUCAAAACCGGCGGCUUGAUGACCAGCGUGCAACACUCAGCCCAUUGCCAAGCCCAAAUGUGGCCAAGAAAAAUGCAGCGGUGACAGCCCACCAACUAUGUGAGUCUCCUAGGUCUCCUGGUUCUAGGUCCCCUCUUUCCCGGUCUCCAGCUACCCACAGAAAAGCUCGCUCUAGACCCACGUCCCCCACCCAGGCAGAGGCCUCUCACAGGCCCCCUCCCAGGUCCACAACCUUCUGCCCCGUGUCUGACCAAGACAAAAAGCAGUAUCUUGGUACUGAAGCAACUCAAGUGACAUUUCAGGUAUCCAUGAGCUUUACUCCACAACAGAUCCGGAGAAUGCAGGAGAAUGAGUGUGCGCUCCCGGAGGUCUUCCUGACGCUGGGGCCCCCGGGAGAGUCCAUCAGGGUCCCCCUGAGCCCCCUGCCCAGCAGGCCCUCCUCCCUGGCCCUCUCCCCGGGCAGCACGCCCCACCCCUCUGGGGCCUCCCCUAAACGGGCCCACUCCAGGGACCGCCGGCCCCGGCCCUCUUCACCCUGCAGGGCCCCCCCGAAGAGCAGCCCCAUCAGCCCAGACGAGGACUACUUCUCCCUCAUCCAGAGGGUCCACAGCACGCAGAUCCAGAAGGCCGCUGGACGAGGGGAGAGCGGGAGGGGGAAAGGAAAGGGGGAUGGUAGGAAAGAGGGGAGAGAAGGGGCUAAGAAGAAGAGGUGAAUGAUUAGAUUAGUUAUGCUGUAAUGAACAGGACUGUGGACUGUAUGUCAGUUCAUUUCAUAUGACAUUUAUUCCAGAUAUGAAGAUUUUUUAGAUAUGAAUUUAACUGUCUUUGUCCCACCUCUAUUUAUUUUAUGGAAUAUUGUGUGUUGUACUUGUCCAUGUGAAACUGAUUUUGUGAAGUUAUUUUCAUUUUUACCAUCUGGUCAGGACAACUUUGUCUAGAAGUGACCAUAAAUCAUGUGCUGUAAGAUUUGGUGCUGUAAGAUUUUGAAAGUUUUGACAACUGUCGCCUGUUAACUUGU